AUGGCGCCGCCGCCGCGACGCGGCCCGACCCGGCCGGAAGGCGCCGCGCGGCCCUUCCCGCCCUCGCCCGUGUCCCAGCGUGCCSUGCGCGGUUGCCGUGGCGACGCGGAGCGGGGCCGCGGCGCCGAGGAGCGAUGCCCGCGGGCAGGACGUCUUGUUUUUCUGCCUAGUACUUUGUGGGAUCUUGCUGUAGCUGAAGUGGAGAAAAGGGAAAACGCUGAAGGUGAUGGCGAGAGUGCGGAAGUUUCGGAAAAGUCCGUGUUGUUUGUGGGGAGCAAAAAUGGGGGAAAAACUACUAUAAUACUGAGGUGUCUUGACAGGGAAGAGAUUCCAAAACCAACAUUAGCCUUGGAAUAUACUUUUGGAAGAAGAGCAAGGAGACACAAUAUACCUAAAGAYAUAGCUCAUUUUUGGGAACUAGGAGGUGGGACCUCCUUACAGGAACUGAUUCGAGUACCGAUUACUAGCAGCAACAUAAGAGCAUUUUCUAUAGUUCUUGUAUUGGAUCUGUCUAAACCUAAUGAACUCUGGACUACAAUGGAAAGUCUUCUGCAGGUCACCAGGAGCCAUGUGAACAAAAUUCUGACAAAACUGGGGAAGACGAAUCCUGAAGUAGCUGCUGAAAUUAAACAGAGGGUAUGGAACAAUCUACAGAAGGAUCAUCCAGAUUAUGAGUUAGUUGACCCUUUUCCAUUACCUCUCGUGAUAAUUGGAAGCAAAUAUGAUAUUUUUCAUGAGUUUGACUCUGAAAUGAGGAAAAUCAUAAGCAAGACUCUUCGAUUUGUUUCACAUUACUAUGGAGCAUCAUUAGUGUUUACCAGUAAAUCUGAGGCUCUGCUGCUGAAAACCCGUAUUCUAAUUAAUAACUUGGCAUUUGGCAUCGACAAAAGCAAGUCAGUGUCAGUGGAUCAUAGCAAACCUCUGUUCAUACCAGCAGGCCUGGAUUCCUUGCACCAAAUAGGACCACCACCUGCCUCUGAUAGCGACAUUGGAAAACUGCAUGCAAAUACACCCUUGGAGCUGUGGAAAAAAGUAUUUGAGAAAACAUUUCCUCCAAAGAGUUCCUAUGAUUUACAGUAUCCCAAGGACCCUGCACAGGAUUCACAAUAUGCCGAGUAUGAAGUUGAUGUCAUGAGAGCCCAGAAAAAUGAGGAACUUGACCAAUACAAGAGAAAUGCCUCUCAAACCUGGAAAGAAAUGGAUUUUGGUCUGGACUGAUGAGCUGCUAGAGCUACCUUUAGUUKAACAUGUACAAAGUUGGGUUUUUUAAGCAUUAUGUGACCAGUUCAUUUUGAUGCAGUUAAAAAGCUACAACAUCAAACUACAAAAAUAACAAGGUAUUUAUUAAGCAUUCCUGUUAUUUUUAUUAAUAUUAACUAUUUUUAUUAAAGUAUGUUAGUUUAAAAGUCAGUCCAAAUUAAAGUAUGUCUUAGUAUUGAGACACAGCUCUAAAAGUAGGGUGUGGGUGGGAMGAGAAAUUCAGGUUUUUCAGAGUUGGGUUUGUGUGUGAAGACCAGCAAUAGUCAUUCCUACCUCUCGUUAUUUGGUUUUGAAUGAUUAAAUCUACAUUUAAAUGUAUGCAUGCUAGCCAUCAUGUUCCAGUUACUUGCAUCUGUAAUUCAAAGGCAAAAUUUAAGAUUGUAUUUGGACCAUAAUUUGGUAACUUUUUUUAUUA
Molecule: messenger RNA, 1675 nt
Organism: Nothoprocta perdicaria
Lineage: Eukaryota; Metazoa; Chordata; Aves; Tinamiformes; Tinamidae
Gene: DYNC2LI1
Product: dynein cytoplasmic 2 light intermediate chain 1
Exons: 13
Coding region: 1-1218 (405 amino acids)
Biological process (GO): intraciliary retrograde transport; intraciliary transport involved in cilium assembly
Cellular component (GO): cytoplasmic dynein complex; ciliary basal body; axoneme
Molecular function (GO): dynein heavy chain binding
Source: RefSeq, a predicted model, not a curated record